AUGGUAGAUGAUGGCUUGAAGAAGAAGGUGAAGAUUAGAUCUCAGAAGAAGAAGAAGAAGAAGAAGAGAGAUUAUAAUGUUCUUUCACAGAUACCAGCUUAUGCUAAAUUCAUGAGAGAGAUAUUGUCCAAGAAGCGAAAAAUGGAAGAGACAUCGGUUGUCAAGCUGACAGAGCAUUGUGAUGCCAUCUUGCAAAAUAAGCUCCCUAAAAAAUGUGGAGAUCCAGGGAGUUUUAUUAUACCUUGCUCUUUAGGAAGGACUAAAUUUUAUAAAUCUUUGUGUGAUUUAGGUGCUUCCAUUAAUCUUAUGCCUUUGUCUAUUUUCAGGAAAUUGAAUGGAGAGAUUGGAGAAAUUUGGUCGAUACAUAUGUCCUUGCAGCUGGUGGAUCAGACCACAAUUAUACCUGAAGGAAUAAUAGAAGAUGUGCUAGUUCGGGUGGAUAAAUUUGUGUUCCCUCUGGACUUCAUUAUGGUUAACAUGGAGGAGAACAGAGAGGUCCUGGUGAUUUUAGGAAGACCCUUCUUGGCUACGGGCAAAGUAAUUCUGGAUAUUCAAGAAAGGUAG
This is a messenger RNA of Nicotiana tabacum (common tobacco), 564 nucleotides long. The record is from RefSeq and is a predicted model, not a curated record. NCBI's taxonomy places the organism in Eukaryota, Viridiplantae, Streptophyta, Magnoliopsida, Solanales, Solanaceae.